Molecule: messenger RNA, 871 nt
Organism: Owenia fusiformis
Lineage: Eukaryota; Metazoa; Annelida; Polychaeta; Sabellida; Oweniidae
Source: the annotation of a GenBank genome assembly
AUGUUUGGUCUAAAAGCCUUGCUAGCACUGUUGCUGGCCAAUGACAUUGCAGCUAAAUUUGUAGAUUUGACCUACAACAUCAACCAAGACAUAAUGAGAUGGCCUGGAACUCUUCCUUAUAAAUCUACAGUUGCCUUCUAUGGACCUGUUUUGGGUGUACCUUUUGUUGCAUCAAACAACUUUGAAACAACUGAACAUAUUGGGACCCAUAUUGACACUCCAUAUCACUUUGCAAAAAAUGGGAGGAAACUACAUGAAAUUCCAUUUGCUGAUCUACAUGGGGCUGCUGUUGUUAUUGACAUCAGGAACAAGACUGUUGAUAACCGGGAUUAUGCUAUAACUGUGGAAGACCUGCAAGCCUGGGAGACACAACAUAAUCAACCAAUUCCACAUGGUGCAGUUAUCGUCAUGAACUCUGGUUGGGGGGCUUACUGGGGAAAUCAAAGUGCAUUUCUUGGGAGUAACAAUACCACAAUGUUGCAUUUCCCUGGAUUUGGAGCACCUGCUGUUAAGUGGGCAAUUGAUAACAGAAAUGUCAAAGGAUUUGUGACAGAUGCUGUCAGUUGUGAUGUUGGACAAGCAACUGGUUUUCCAGCUCAUCAAGCAGUAUGUGAUGCUGGGAAAUGGUGUGUUGAAAAUGCUGCAAAUGUUGAAAGAAUCCCAGCAACUGGAAGUGAGAUAUACGCUAUGCCAAUAAAGAUAGAAAAUGGUACUGGAGCGCCAAUACGGCUAUAUGCAGUUUGGGACCAUGUAAAUCCAUGGCACGUAGGAGAUGCAGGCUCAAUAGUAGUUCACUCCAUGAUAUCUAUAUUGGCAAGCCUGGUUGCAAAAUAUCUGUUCAUGACAUAACAUCAUAUGACACACAGAAAUU